AUGAAGCGUAUACAUUUUGUGUUUGUUAUACUUGGUUUACUUUGGAUAUCUGGUAUUGCACUUUAUAUGUCAAGUCGUCAAAAAGUUGAACAAAGUAUUCAAGAGGAGCAAACUAAACCAAUACAAGGUACAAGAACAGAUAAAAAGAAAUUACAUUGCGACUACAUUGAUAUGGUUUAUACAUGGGUAAAUGGUUCCGAUCCAAAACAUAUUGAUUCAAGAACAAUGAGAUCAGGUAAUACAAGACAUUCAUCACCAGGUAAUAAUAGAUAUAGAGAUUUAAUGGGUUUAAAAUAUUCAUUAAGAAGUAUUAAAAAAUUUGCACCAUGGAUUAAAAAUGUUUGGGUUGUUUCAGCUUCACAAUAUCCAACUUGGUUCGAUCCAUCUUCUGAUGAAGUUAAAUUCAUUUUCCAUGAAGAUUAUUAUUCAAAUCAAGAUGAUUUACCAACAUUUAAUUCAAAUUCAAUUGAAAGUAAUUUUUAUUCAUUACCAAAAGAAGUUUCAGAUUGUUUUAUUUAUUUUAAUGAUGAUAUUUUCUUUGGAGCACCAGUGUCGGUGUCAGAUUUUUGGGAUUCAGAUGCAGGUCAAGCAAUUUAUAAGAGUAGUUGGACAGCACCACAAAGUAAAGAGAAACAAUCGAAUAUCUGGCAUGCAUGUAUUGCCUAUACCAAUGAUUUAUUGAACAAUAUUUGGGAGGUUGAUAAUAAGAAUCGUCAUUAUGCAUCACAUGGUCAUCAAUUCUUUACUCGUGAGAUCUUUGAUCGUAUGUAUCAAGAUUUGGAACCAGAGUUUAAGAAAACCUCUGCCAAUCCAUUCCGUACAGCUCACGACCUUCAAAUUCCUUUCCUUUAUUUGGCUUAUGUAACUCGUUUCUAUGCUACUUAUGAACCAACUCCAAUCAAUUAUUACGCUUUGAUCAUGGAUGAUCACGAGAAAAUGAAAAAAGAAUUUGCAAAGAUUUUAGCAAAGAAACCAAAGACUGUUUGUUUAAAUGAUGGUCUCUCUCCUGAUAAACCAAAUACUAAGGUCGUUGAUGAAUUAGAGAAAUUCUUUGAAACUUAUCUUCCAGAACGUGGUUCAUGGGAAAAAUCAAAUUAA
This is a messenger RNA of Dictyostelium discoideum AX4, 1098 nucleotides long. RefSeq lists its product as hypothetical. The record is from RefSeq and is a predicted model, not a curated record. Bases 1 to 1098 code for a protein of 365 amino acids. NCBI's taxonomy places the organism in Eukaryota, Evosea, Eumycetozoa, Dictyosteliales, Dictyosteliaceae. Gene Ontology annotation, molecular function: transferase activity, transferring phosphorus-containing groups. The transcript has 3 exons.